GGUUGUGGCUGUGGCAGCUCGCAAUUUAGAAGAUGCAAAGGAGUUUGCCAAAAAGCAUAACAUCUCCCGGGCAUACGGCAGCUAUGAGGAGCUGGCCACAGAUCCAGAUAUCGAUGUGGUGUAUGUUGGCGUUAUCCAUCCCUACCAUCUGAAAACUUGCCUGCUCUUUACAAAUGCCAAGAAGAAUGUGCUGUGUGAGAAGCCGCUGGCCAUGAACAGCAAGGAGGUGAAGGAGAUCCUGACUUCUGCCAAAAGGAAUGACGUCUUCCUCAUGGAGGCUGUCUGGACCCGGUUCUUCCCGGCCUCAGUGGAGAUCAAACGGCUGCUGGCCCAGGGAGAGGUGGGAGAGGUGAAGAUGGUAAGAUCCGAGUUUGGCGUACCACUGACGCACAUCCCGAGAACGACAAAGAAGGAGCUGGGCGGAGGAGCAAUGCUAGAUAUUGGUAUCUACUGCUUGCAGUUCAUAUGCAUGGUGUAUAAUGGAGAGAAGCCUGAGUGCAUCCAGGCCACGGGGGUCUGCCUGGAGACAGGAGUGGAUGAGACUGUAGUUGUCACUCUGAAGUUCUCCAAGAACAGGAUGGCGGUGUUCACUUGCUCUUCAGCGGUAGAGCUGUCCAAUGAGGCCAUUAUCAUGGGGACAAAGGGCAACAUCAAGAUCCCUGCCCAUAUGUGGUGCCCCACAUCAUUAGAGGUGAACGGGAAGGAGACCCAGUACCCAGUGCCAGAUCCCUAUCUGCCUCUCAACUUUCUGAACAGUACAGGGAUGCGUUACGAAGCAGAGGAGGUUCGGCAGUGUUUGCUAAAAGGGCUGAAGGAGAGUGCAGUUAUGUCUCAUGCUGACUCUCUUCUGUUGGCUGAGGUGGAGGACGAGAUUCGCAGGCAGGUGGGGGUGGUGUACAGCCAGGACAGCCAGUAAUGUUAAACAUGAAGCUGGAUAAUAUCCCCUUGUUGAAUAGAAAACGUUUGUUAUGGAGCGUUAAUGGCUCUUUAUGUCCCAACUGAUCUUAACAUCAAGACACUAUUGGUGUGGAACAUGAUAACUUCCUGUGAGGACGAAGAAAGCAAAACUUCAUCCUUUUCCUCAUUCAGCCGUCAACAUUUAUCUUCAAAAAAGUUGAUAAAGAUUGUUGACAUAC
This is a messenger RNA of Anoplopoma fimbria (sablefish), 1136 nucleotides long. RefSeq names its product trans-1,2-dihydrobenzene-1,2-diol dehydrogenase-like. Lineage: Eukaryota; Metazoa; Chordata; Actinopteri; Perciformes; Anoplopomatidae. The coding region runs from base 212 to 916 and encodes 234 amino acids. The transcript has 6 exons. The record is from RefSeq and is a predicted model, not a curated record.